AUGGACGACAUUCUCAGGCCCUUGCAGGAUGCCUUCGAGGGUCAGAUUAUCAUAAGCUUCUUGACUGGCUACAUUUACAAGGACAUCCAUCUCACGCUAUGGACUGGACUGGCGGGGACACUUUUCACUGCGCUGGUCGUGGUGCCGCCUUGGCCCUUUUAUAAUCGGCAUCCGGAGAAGUGGGUGGGUGGUUUGGCUACGAGGACGACGGGGAGUCAUGGAGUGGUGGUUGAUGGGGUCAAAGUUGCGUGA
Molecule: messenger RNA, 252 nt
Organism: Penicillium diatomitis
Lineage: Eukaryota; Fungi; Ascomycota; Eurotiomycetes; Eurotiales; Aspergillaceae
Product: signal peptidase complex subunit 1
Exons: 2
Coding region: 1-252 (83 amino acids)
Biological process (GO): protein targeting to ER
Cellular component (GO): signal peptidase complex; endoplasmic reticulum membrane
Source: RefSeq, a predicted model, not a curated record